CGCUCAGAUCUCCAUUUUGUAUGUUUUUCUUGGAGGUUAGCGCCUACUUUCCUAAUGGCUAGCUGCGACUCUCCACAGCUCGGUCACUUCAACGCAGUUUGCAUGACAAUUAACAGCUAAGGUCGAACCGGAAGAUCGCAAACUCCCACAAACACACCCAGCUCGUGUCGCUCGUGUCCUUUUUUAUCAAGACAUGCAUCGAUACGCGAGGGGAGGAACAGUUAACGCUCACAAACAUUGAGUCAGUGGUGCGUGUUGUGGACACUUUCAACCAAAACAAUGUUGACAGACGACCUGUGGACACACGACGACAACAACAACCGGGCAUCUGAAUGAUGGACAAUGGUGGAGUGAAGAAGAUAACGUAUAGAAGAGAUGACCAUUUGAACAAGUUGGUCUACACUGAAAGCCCUGAGAAGGGAGGUCUGUUGAAAGUGGCUCCUCACAGUGCUCUGUCCAUCCCCUCUGUCAUCCUUCCAUCCAGCCCGUUGAUGCAGCCAGGACAGGUGCCCAACGGCCUCAGCAACAGCCCCCUUCCAGAGGAGCUCACUUCCGUCACUGCCGCCGUCGGCCCCUCGUGGGAAGACAGAGAGUUCAGGUUUCUGAGCAAAGACAAGAAGCUUCAGCAGCAGUUGCUCCAGACGCAGACUACGUUUGGUCGUCAAACUUUCAGGGACAAUUUGCCUCAGUUGGAGGCAAGUAUAGCAGACAUUUCACAGUCCUGCAUGGAUUCACUUAUUGGGGGAUCAGAUCCCAAUUUCUUCCACAUGAAAACAGAGGAUUUCUCCAUGGAUAAAGGAGAGCAGGAUCCCAUUGACCUUGAUAACGCCUUUGAUCACAUUGGGAAAGAUGUGGAUGUGAACCAGAAAUUUUUCAGUGACAACACUUUGGAUCUGCUCCAAGACUUCGAGCUCACUGGGUCCCCCUCAGAUUUUUAUGUUGGGGAAGAUGCGUUCCUCUCCACUUUGGCAGAUGAUUCUCUGCUUGGGGACGUUGGCUCUGAGAGGGACGUAAAGCCUGUUGUGGUUGAGAGCAUCAACAGCAGUGGGACAGUCUCUGUAGCCCUCAAUGGCAGCAUCAUGACAAGUCCUGAACAGUCCAGCGCUAGUAUAUGCACAACUGCCUCCUUAAUUCCUACAACCACUUUGUCUGCAUUGGUGAAGAAAGAAAAAGAUUCUGGCUUCAUUCAGCUCUGCACCCAAGGUGUCAUCAAACGGGAGAAGACGUCUGCAGGCCAGAGCUAUUGCCAAAUGAGCAGCACAUCUGCUACAGCCGUGCCCAGCUCUAACCCCAUGUCCAUCUGCGGGAUCAGCACUUCCGGAGGACCGAGCUACCACUUUGGGGUAAACACCAGCAGCAAUGAAGCUAAGCAGCAGAAGGAUCAGAAGCCAGUGUCCAGCCUGUUUCUCCCGGUGACGACAAUCGGCAGGGCCUGGAACAGAAACCAAGGUGUCGGGAACAACUCUGCAAUGCUGCGGGCCAGUGAGGCUUUCUCAAGCGCUCCCUCUUACCCCACCAGCUUUGCUAGUGCUAAUUCCAGACAGGAAGUGAUCACCGCCACAUCCUCAACGCAAGGGAAAAGAGCGGGACUCGUAAAGUCUGCCUGGUGUGGCUCUGACGAGGCUUCAGGCUGCCACUACGGCGUUCUCACCUGUGGCAGCUGCAAGGUCUUCUUCAAGAGAGCAGUGGAAGGGCAGCAUAAUUACCUGUGUGCUGGGAGGAACGACUGCAUCAUAGACAAGAUCAGGAGGAAGAAUUGCCCGGCAUGCCGCUUCCGCAAGUGUCUGAUGGCAGGCAUGAACCUGGAAGCUCGCAAAACCAAGAAGUUGAAGCGUUUAACCAAGUACCCACCUGAGCUGACUCCUUCUCCACCAAUUGAGGCUCGCUCUCUUUUACCCAAGUGCAUGCCUCAACUCAUUCCCACGAUGCUCUCCCUGCUGAAGGCCAUCGAGCCGGACACCAUCUACGCCGGCUACGACAGCACCCUGCCCGACACCUCCACCCGCCUCAUGACCACCCUCAACAGGCUGGGUGGCCGGCAGCAGGUCAUCUCUGCUGUCAAGUGGGCCAAAGCUCUACCAGGUUUUAGGAACCUGCACCUGGACGCAAUGACUCUGCUGCAGUGCUCCUGGCUCUUCCUCAUGUCUUUCGGCCUGGGCUGGAGAUCUUACCAGCAGUGCAACGGCAACAUGCUCUGCUUUGCACCAGACCUUGUCAUCAACGAGGAUCGGAUGAAGCUGCCCUACAUGGCCGACCAGUGCGAGCAGAUGCUCAAGAUUUCCAGCGAGUUUGUCCGGCUGCAGGUUUCCCAUGACGAGUAUUUGUGCAUGAAGGUCCUGCUGCUGCUCAGCACAGUGCCAAAGGACGGCCUGAAGAGCCAGGCGGUGUUCGACGAUAUUCGGAUGUCUUACAUCAAGGAGCUGGGGAAAGCCAUCGUGAAGCGCGAGGAGAACUCCAGCCAGAACUGGCAGCGUUUCUAUCAGCUGACCAAGCUGCUCGACUCCAUGCAUGAGAUGGUCGGGGGACUGCUCAGCUUCUGCUUCUACACCUUUGUGAACAAGUCCCUGAGUGUAGAGUUCCCCGAGAUGCUUGCGGAGAUCAUCAGCAACCAGUUACCAAAAUUCAAGGCUGGGAGCGUCAAACCUCUGCUCUUCCACCAGAGAUGACUGUGCCCCGUAACAGACACAAUGCCUUAAAAUCCCACCACAUCACCUCACCAACCCCCCCGCCCACCCACCCAGAAGAGCAACGAUGAAAUGAAUGAGGACGCGAGGCGAGGAGCGAAUGAUGUUUGUGAGAGCGAGUAUGCAACUUUGUGUAAUGGCUCACGGGUCUGGAGGUAGAGACUGGAGACGUUUGUGUAGAAACGAGACAGCGAGCACAGAGUUUUUGUUUUAUUGAGCAGUUUAGGAUGUGUAUAACGAAGUGUUUGUAAGAUAAAAGAUAAUCACAAAGAGAUAUAGGCUAACAUCCACGUUGUCUCAGGUUUCUUACCUUCAAAUCCAGAACAAUAUCUAAGAUAGAUAAACAAAUAUCUAUGUACAGGUUCUCAUAGUAUUUUCUACAUUUUAAAAUUGUAACAGUUUAUACAAUUUUCCAGGUCGCUGUUACCUGGGAAGGUAACAAAGCUUAAUGAAUAUGACAUGCUCUUACGUAGGCUUUUAGACUGUAUGUUGCUCAUUUAGUUUUCAUAGGAGAUUGUAAGAAAUAAGUCAUAUGGGGGGGAAGAGACUCUUCUGUCAAUCAAAACCAUUCUGUUGAAUUAUUAUUUGUGCUUCGUUAAAAGGACGAUUUCUCACACAAGCUGACCUCUUACAGGUUUACACAAGUCUAAUAGAAAAGGGAAAAGAAUAUGUGCCUUUUUUGCUUCAAAAUUCAUCUUAGCCAUUUCUUCCUUCCUGCUCAAGGCGUGCUCUCUUAAACCCACCAAGGUAUACCUUCAUCGUAUGUUGAUUGUACUUUUUAUGUUACUGUUUUUGUACAAUGGCUGUGUUUAUCGGUUAGAGCGGCAGCUCGGCCCAUCCUCGAUGUGGAGAAGCGGUGAAUAUUCGAAGCCUGCCCUCUUAUGCGAUAUCCGCACACUCAACUCCUUAAUUGCGAUUAGAGCACUUUGUACCCUGUAAAGGCUUUAAAGGACUGUGAAGAGAGACUGUUAUGCUGCAUCAGUCUUUUUGUUAAAUUACUUUAGAUGGAAGUCAAAAAAACCUUUUUUAUAGGAAAUAGCUGGCAUUGAUAUUUAUUUCAGCCCCCAUUCCUCCCCCAAAUAGUCUAAUAAUGGAAUGUGUUAGAUACCUGCGUCUACCAAUCAGAGGGCAUAUUUUGUUGUGUUUGCAAGAUUAUAUCAUGUUUAAUUAAUCCGGAGGACUAAUUUCUGUGUUGAAAAUAGCAAUCCUUCAUUUUUAAGUUAUUUUUACAGUUCAGUUUUUUAAACUGACAAACAUGCAGUCUUCAUUCUGCCACUGAUGAUCCUUUUAUCAACCAUAUAUUCAUGGUCGCAAUAAGCAUUUGACUUUAGAUAUUUGAUCUUUUAAAGCCGCUGCUUUGCUGUAUUUGUUAAAGGAACUUUUUAUCAUUCUGGGAAAUGCAUUUACUUAUUUUCUUGCCGAGAAUAUUGAUCCCACUCUGUAAUGUCUGAACGGUAAAUAUGAAGCUGGGUUAACAGCCAGUUAGUUUACCUUUGCAUAAAGACUGGAAAUAAGGAACUUAUGACUCUCUGCAAAGGUAACAACAUUUUGCUUUCUCGCACCUCUAAAGCUCAGUAGUGCACAUUAUAGCUGGUUAGUUUAAUCUGGAGUAAAAAAACAAUUCGAGACGUCUGAUGUGUCGGACUGUUUCUUGGUCGGGACUUCUGAAGUGUCAAGAUAUAAGUAAUCGGUAUAUCUCUGAUUUAUUUUGUCGGGGGUUUCCCCUGGGUUUCAGUCUUUAUGCUAAGCUAACAUAACCGGCACACGUUUUCCAGAAUGUAUUUCCUUUUACAAUGAAUGAUUUUUAUGAUAGACAGCUUUUUGGAUCAGAUGUUGGCAGAUGAAUUACCCUGGAAACCUCCCACAGCUGCUGAUAACCUUUGAUCCUCUGCUUAAGCCUUCUGCUCUUUUAACACCCUGUAGGGACCGUGUCCAAAUGUCUGUCUUCAGUACGGUCUGUCUGUCUGUCUGUCUGUCUGUCUGUCUGUCUGUCUGUCUGUUAGGUAGUCACGCCCCAAUGUUUGGAAGCACUUUGCAUCAGUCACCUCAUGGAGUCAUGUCACCGUGAAAGAUUAGCGCCUCUGACUGGGGAGGCUGGCAAAAUGGAUCCUUUAAUUCUCUGGGAACUAUUUCAGUGCCAAACUCCAGUUUUGUCUGUUUUCAGUGAUGCUGAAAGUUGAUCGGUGUUUGCAUCAGUAGAGGGAAACUAGUUCCAGUAUUGAAGCUUAUAAAUGUGUCCAAUUAUCUGAGCUUCUGUCCGCUGGAUUGAGGUCAUUGUUAAUGAGCUGUAUUUGUAACACAAGGCACUCACAGAUGUGUUGUGUAAUCACACAGGAUCGUGUAGGUCUGUCGGUAUCCCUCUUUGUGUGUUGUCUAAGUGGGGAUUUGAAAUGUGACGCAACAUUUUCAUCAGUUGUCAGCUCAGUUUAUCAUGAUGCAUGUGUUUAAAGCACAAUAUAAUCCAUGUUUUGAUGAGUGUUAACCUUAGUUGAAUUAAUUAAAUUAAAAUUUAAAUGCUUUUGACGGAUUAAAGAUGAUGCCCUGCCAGUUUAAUAUAAUUGGAUAAAUAUGUCAAGUAAAGUACUCAUUUAAAUAUGGAAAAUGUCAAAUUGUUUUGCUCUUGCUAAACUAUCCUAACUACCAAUAUAAAAGCUCUCAUACAUUUUGAACCGCUUCCUAGGUUUAGGUUGUUGAAAUGUAAUGUUUUGAUUCACGGAGUGCAUGGUCGGCCAUGUGAAGUCGUUUUAUGUCCUGAAUUUUUAAAAAACAAACGGUCAGUUUGGAUUCCCAGAAUGUGUCUGCUUCUGUGAUUUAUGGUGUAUUUUUCUGUCGGGAUUAGGAGCGUUUUAGUAAUGUGCUGCCACCGUCGUCAUUCAUUGUAACCCAGGCUCAGAAACAUUAUACCCUCUUCUUUUGUUUUUAAAUGUUCAGUCAAAGUAGUUGAAAACCAUCCUCAUUAACUGCAUAGGGGUUACCCAUGGGUUACUUUCACAUUCAGUGUAUCCAAAUAUCUGCUGCUGUUCAUUUAAACAGGUAUAUAUGUAUAUAUGUGUAUGUGUAUGUGUAUAUAUAUAUAUAUAUAUAUAUAUAUAUAUAUAUAUAUAUAUAUAUAUAUAUAUAUAUAUAUAUAUAUAUAUGCACACACUUGCCUCUUCUUGCUCAAAAAUGUAUCCUUGCUUACUUGUAUAUUUUUGAGGAGGACAACUGAAUAUGCAAUAGGAACGACAGAGUAUCUGUCACCAUCACAUAACAAGAUGUGGUAGCUUCCUUUUUUCAGUCUUUUCCAGAAUAAGCUAUUUGCAUACAGGAGAUUCACACUUGGCAUAUCUCUGCAGGCCAGAUUUUCAGGAAAAGAAACACUUCGUCAGUAAUCAGUCUCCAUAGACUGCACAGAAAAAGCCUAUUUUAUGUUUGACUACAAGGUGACCAAAGCAAGCACAGACAAAUGUAACUAAGUAGCUCCUGGAAGAAAAAUGUAAAUUUCUUUGUUUUGAUUUUAGACACAUGUUGUUUUUACUCUUAAUGUGAUGGCUUUGGUCAAAUUGUUUAAUACUGUGAAUAGGAUAGGAGUCAGUCUUUUUCACACACAAACUGUUUGUGAAAGUAAUCAGCCAGCUUGAAUCUAAAAAAAAUUUAAAAAGAUUUGCACUACCCAAAUAUUGUUUGAAAAACUAUUUUGUAUAAAGCAUAUGCAGACAUUAACUUUUCAGAAUUAUCAAGGGCAGAUCAUGUUUUACUGGUAUAUGCUUUCUCAAAAAAAAAAAAAGGUUUUGCUUAAAAAAUUUGAUUAUGUGUAUAUAUAAUCCAUUGUAAAGCAAAUGUGGUGUAUUUGUCUUUUUCUAUACCUGGCCCUCGGUAUUAUUUCUCCUGUAGUGUGAUUCCUGUUGAUCUUUACCUCCAUUGAUUAAAGGUCAAACUAUGUCUUCGUGUGGUACUUCUGUAUGUUGAUGUUUGCCAUGAUCGAUGAUACUGAACUAUGGAAACGGUAAGCUUGUUGUGACACUUUUCAUCAUCAUAGCAAACGUGUUCAUCAAAUAAAUAUGCUUUUCCAUGAUGA
This is a messenger RNA of Cyclopterus lumpus (lumpfish), 6741 nucleotides long. It is a transcript of the gene nr3c1, whose product is annotated as nuclear receptor subfamily 3, group C, member 1 (glucocorticoid receptor). Gene Ontology annotation, biological process: nuclear receptor-mediated glucocorticoid signaling pathway; regulation of DNA-templated transcription. The record is from RefSeq and is a predicted model, not a curated record. NCBI's taxonomy places the organism in Eukaryota, Metazoa, Chordata, Actinopteri, Perciformes, Cyclopteridae. Gene Ontology annotation, cellular component: nucleus. Gene Ontology annotation, molecular function: nuclear glucocorticoid receptor activity; steroid binding; DNA-binding transcription factor activity.